Messenger RNA from Cotesia congregata, 2640 nucleotides. Lineage: Eukaryota; Metazoa; Arthropoda; Insecta; Hymenoptera; Braconidae. The record is from the annotation of a GenBank genome assembly.
AUGGACAAAUUAUUUAUUUUAUUAAUUUGCAUGUUCAAAUGUUGUUUGACAUUCGAGGGAAAUUUGGAGCUCAAAAAAUUAGGAGAGAAAGAAUAUUUGUUAUUGAAAGCGAAAUCAAAUUUACCUGUACAUGGACCAUGCUGGCAUAAAGCAUUAAAGGAAUUAAAAAAUAAUUGCAACAAAUUAAAUGAUCAGGAACACUCAUUACUAGCAUUAAGACUAGCAAAUUGUUUUUUAGAAGAUUCAGGGCAUAUAACAUACGACUGUCAUUUCAGUGAAACGGAAGCUGAUCGAAGACAAUGCAUCAAUAGUAUGUCUGACCGAGCUUUUGGAGUUUACAAUGAAUUUUACACUCAUACUACUCACAUUUGUUUUUAUUUAAACCAUGAACUCUGGCAAAUUGAAACUGAAAGAACUUUUCAAAAUUUGUACGCAGCUUCAUCAAAAAUGACAGAACAGUUGGUCGAAGCUUCAAAGGUUCAGGGUUCAAUGCUCGAGAGUCAAAAGGAAGGGUUGAAAAUCCAAAAUGAGUUAUUAGUCAAUGGGAAAGAACUUGGUACUGUUAUAAAAACAUCUGCGAAUUCAGUGAACGAGAUGGUGUUGGACUUCAAAGAAAGUUCUAAAAGUCAGCAAGCAUUGCUGAAUGAAAUAUUUUCAUACAUGCGCGCUUUCCAAGACUGGAUUGUUGGAGAAGUUUCUUGGUUCCAGUCAAUUGUUUAUUAUUCGAUAGCUUGCAUCAUUUGUGCAUUAUUUAGUUCUUCUAAGAGAACAGCCGAUUCUAGGAUAACUCUUUUUGUAGUACUUAGUUUGAAUGUCACCUUAGAGAGAAUGCUAGUUCAAUACAAUAUUAAUGUUACGAGCCCAGAAGAUAAGAUCCAAUUAGCUUAUUACACAUGGGGAUUAAGAAAAAUAGUAUUAUUAUUAUGCAUGAGUAUUUUACUUUACUCUUAUUACUCAUACCGAGACGAGCACAUGGAAAAUAACCGAGUAUUGAGAAGAAUUGAAAAAAAAUUGCAUGCGCUACAAGAAGCUCCUCAACCUUUCAGAUAUAGAACGCGGCUGGCCGUAAAAAGACUGAACGAAUCUAAAGGAGCUUCUACGGAAGAAAGUCUUAAGAUCAUCUGGCAUGAUCUUAAAUGUGAGGAGAUGGACCGAUUAGAAGGAACGCAUUUUUACGGCCAGCGAGCACAUAUAUUUAUAACACUUGGUGCAUCAGGUGAUUUGGCGAAGAAAAAAAUCUAUCCAACUCUCUGGUGGUUAUUCCGCGAUAAUUUAUUACCAAAAACCACAACAUUCUUUGGUUACGCGCGUAGUAAAUUAACUCUGCAGGAUUUGCGUGACAAGUGUCACCAGUACAUGAAAGUAAAGCCCGGAGAGGAAGAAAAGUACGAAGCAUUUUGGAAACUAAACUACUAUGUCCAAGGACCUUAUGACUCUGAUAAAAGUUUUGAGCAUUUAAACAGCGAGCUGAUGAAGUUUGAAAAUGGUUCUGAAGCAAAUAGAUUAUUCUAUUUAGCUCUUCCGCCUUCGGUUUUUGAAGAAGUUACCGUGCAUAUUAAAAAUAAGUGUAUGGGUAAAAAAGGUUGGACUCGAAUAAUUAUCGAGAAACCGUUUGGUCGCGACGCGCCAUCAUCUCAGCGCUUGUCAGAUCAUCUGGCUUCUCUGUUCAACGAAGAACAAAUUUACCGAAUAGACCAUUAUCUAGGAAAAGAAAUGGUUCAAAAUUUAAUGACUCUCAGGUUUGGUAAUAGAAUAUUCAGCCCUACUUGGAACCGCGAUAAUAUCGCGUCGGUACAAAUUACUUUUAAGGAGCCUUUUGGUACGCAAGGACGAGGUGGAUAUUUUGACGAAUUCGGGAUAAUACGAGACGUGAUGCAGAAUCAUUUGCUGCAAAUUUUGUCUCUAUUUGCUAUGGAAAAACCAGCUUCUUGUUGUCCCAAUGAUAUAAGAAAUGAAAAAGUUAAAGUUUUGAAAUGUAUUAAGCCAUUGGAGCUUGACGAUGUAGUCCUAGGACAAUAUGUUGGUGAUCCUGAUGCAGAAGAUCCUGAAGCAAGACUAGGAUAUCUUGACGAUCCAACAGUUCCAUCCAAUUCGACAACUCCAACUUACGCAGCAGCGGUUUUGAAAAUAAAUAACGAGCGAUGGGACGGCGUUCCAUUUAUUCUUAAGUGUGGAAAAGCAUUGAAUGAACGUAAAGCAGAUAUACGGGUGCAAUAUCGAGACGUACCUGGAGAUAUAUUUGACGGAAAAGCUAAAAGAAAUGAAUUAGUCAUCAGAGUUCAACCGGGUGAAGCUCUGUACAUAAAGAUGAUGACUAAAACCCCAGGAAUAACAUUUAACAUGGAAGAAACUGAGCUAGAUCUCACUUAUGACAAAAGAUACAAGAAUAUAAAGCUUCCUGAUGCUUAUGAACGAUUAAUAUUAGACGUAUUUUGUGGAUCUCAAAUGCAUUUCGUACGAAGCGACGAACUAUCGGAAGCAUGGAGAAUAUUCACUCCUCUGCUUCAUCAAAUCGAAAACGAAAGAAUCCCUCCGAUUCCUUACAAGUACAAAUCUCGUGGACCAAAAGAAGCCGAUGCGAUGGCUAAGAAAAAUAAUUUCGUUUACUACGGAUCUUAUAAAUGGCCAGAACAUCGUUAA